UCCUAGUCUAAACCAUUGCUACUGAAAUAUCCCCGGCUGUGCUGCAAACCUGCAACUUGAACUGGAAGAUCGUUUUAGUGAAUCAUACAUAGCAGAUUCAUCCCUGACCAUGCUAAGGUCGACAUAUACCCCUCCUCCUCCACUACCUCCAGGCUGGACCGAACAUAAAGCUCCUACAGGUCAUACUUACUAUUACAAUGCGCAAACCAAGCAAUCUACGUACACCAGGCCUCUACCAGUUCCGACACAGCCCCAACCACCAACGAUAACGCCGCAACCCACAUUCAACACGAACAUUGACACACUGCCCCCAUUUUCGUCGACUCCCUAUGCGCCCCAUGGAUUCGGACUUACUGUGCCUGCAUUCACUGCGACACCCCAUCAUGGACAUUCGCAAGAAGGUCAGGGUCCCGGAAACUUUCGUGGCGGAAGGAACAACUACGAUCGUCGACGUCGCGGACCAGAAGACAGGCCUAAGAAGAAGCACGCUCUGCCGGGAUGCGCACCGUGGGUGCUCGUGAAGACAAAACUGGGAAGACGAUUUGUUCAUAAUCCGGAAACAAACGAGAGCUUCUGGAAGAUCCCUCCCGAGGUACUGAAGGGUGUCCUUGAAUUCGAUCGUUUGGAGAAAGAAGCUGAGGAGAAGAAAGCCCGGGGUGAAGAUACUCAGAAUGAUGAAGAAUCGAAACACGAAGAAGGGCCUUUGGCGGACAAUCAAGAAGCUGGGGAGUCGGCAAGCGGUCCCGCGGGUCACGCCGAGGAGUACAGCGACGAGUAUGAGGAGGUGGAGGUUACAGACAGCGAGGACGAAGACCAACCAUUUAAGCGACCGAAAACCGACGAAGACGAAGGCCAGCCACAGCCCAUGGAAUUCACCGAAGAAGACAUGGAGUACCAGCUGGAAGCGAUGGGAGAAGACUACGGUCUUGACCCCGGCGAAUAUGGUGAACCAGGCGAUGAAGAGUGGGAGGAGGGCGCUGAAGGGUUGGAGCUUACAGAGGAAGAUGCCACGGCUCUGUUCCGCGACCUCCUAGAUGACUUUCACAUCAACCCCUUCACAACCUGGGAGAAGAUCAUUGAGGAAGGCCACAUCAUCAAUGACAGUCGCUACACUGUGCUCACGAACAUGAGAACGCGCCGCGAGGUGUGGUCGAACUGGAGUCGUGAUCGGAUACAAGAACUCAAGGAGCGCAAGCAAAAGCAAGAGAAGAAAGACCCGCGCAUCAAAUACUUGUCAUUCCUGCAAGAACACGCGACGCCAAAACUAUACUGGCCGGAGUUCAAACGGAAAUACAGGAAGGAGCCAGAGAUGAAAGAGCCACAGCUGUCGGACAAAGACCGGGAGAAGUUCUACCGCGAUCUGGUAUCUCGAAUGAAACAACCCGAAAGCAGCCGGAAGUCCGACCUUUCAGCUCUGCUCAGAUCUGUGCCACUGCACGAACUGAAUCAAUCAUCCAAUCUCGAAGCGCUCCCCACAUCUAUCAUUACCGAUCUCAGAUACAUCUCACUUGCCCCUAAAGUGCGCGACCCACUUAUUGAGGCAUACAUCUCGACCUUGCCUCCGGCGCCGCAGGAUAACCUUACUCCUGAGGAGAGAGAAGAGCUGGAGCGGAAAACGGCGGAGCGUGAGAAGCGAGAGAGGGCUAUGGCAGAGCGCGAAAAACAAGUGCAGGAGGAAAAGCGGAAGCAAAAGGGCGAACUCAUUCGUGGCAAGCAUCUGCUUAGAGAAGGGGAGGUUGAGCUCGAGGAAGCUAUGCAUGUCAACAAGGGUGGUUUGCGCAGUUACCUCGAAGCAGACGAGCAAUCGGCGUCCAGACCGCAAGGGGAAAGCGACAUCAGCAAUUCCAAUCUAUAGGGAGCACAUCGAAAACACCCGUUCAUGUAUAGAAAUAUGUCAUGAUUGCAAACGGC
Molecule: messenger RNA, 1911 nt
Organism: Aspergillus homomorphus CBS 101889
Lineage: Eukaryota; Fungi; Ascomycota; Eurotiomycetes; Eurotiales; Aspergillaceae
Product: FF domain protein
Exons: 2
Coding region: 110-1855 (581 amino acids)
Cellular component (GO): nucleus
Molecular function (GO): transcription coregulator activity; RNA polymerase binding
Source: RefSeq, a predicted model, not a curated record